This is a messenger RNA of Fundulus heteroclitus (mummichog), 3016 nucleotides long. It is a transcript of the gene abcg2b, whose product is annotated as ATP-binding cassette, sub-family G (WHITE), member 2b. Lineage: Eukaryota; Metazoa; Chordata; Actinopteri; Cyprinodontiformes; Fundulidae. The record is from RefSeq and is a predicted model, not a curated record. Gene Ontology annotation, cellular component: membrane. The transcript is spliced from 15 exons. Gene Ontology annotation, molecular function: ATP hydrolysis activity; ABC-type transporter activity; ATP binding. The coding region runs from base 96 to 2129 and encodes 677 amino acids.
ACAAGCCUUUAUUGCCUUAUGGGUGUAAUCACUGUUGAUAUGUAGAGGGGAAAGGUCACUGUUGCUUCCCUGUUUGGCCUCAGGUCCACCGCCUAAUGAAAGGGGAGGUACAAAAGUCUUCCUGUGUAAUACGUUCUAACAUACUGUCUCAGUUGUCUCUUUGCCAUCCUGCAUGGGUCUCUACAUCAGACUGUCCUUCAAUUGCUUUUCCGACCUUGAGUCGACAUUUCAAAUUUGUUAUAUAUAGCUGUCAGAUAUAUUUGCCGUGUGUGAAGAUGGCCAAGCGUGAGCAUGCACUUUCUGAUGUUGAAGAUUAUUUCCAGGAACCUGGGCCGACUGUCACUUUCACCAGGCUUCAUUACUGCGUUCAAGAGAAGAAGUUCUGCCGUAAGAUAGGUCCUGAAAAACAUAUUCUCAAAGAUGUAAGUGGCAUUAUGAGACCAGGGAUGAACGCUAUCAUGGGGGCAACUGGAAGUGGUAAAACAUCACUCCUGGAUGUAAUAGCAGGUAGAAAAGAUCCAGCUGGACUGCGCCAAGGAACCGUCCAAGUGAACGGUAAAACCGUAACCUCUGAACUCAGGCUCAGCUCUGCUUAUGUGGUGCAGGAUGACAUUGUGAUGGGAACUCUAAGUGUGAGAGAGAACCUUCGGUUCAGUGCCAACCUGCGUCUCAACCCGAAGCAUUACUCCUCUGCUGAUAAAGAGAAAAGAGUGAACUCCAUCAUACAAGAUCUGGGCCUUGUGGACUGCGCUGACACCAAGAUAGGAACUGAUUUUCUGCGUGGCGUAUCAGGCGGGGAGAGGAAAAGGUGCAGCAUUGGGAUGGAGCUCAUAACGUCUCCCUCGCUGUUGUUUCUGGAUGAGCCAACAACGGGUCUGGAUUCCAACACUGCAAACUGCAUCAUCGCUCUGCUGCACAAAUUGUCCAGAAGAGGGAAAACUGUGAUCUUCUCCAUCCACCAACCGCGCUACUCCAUCUUCAAACAGUUUGACCACCUGACCCUGAUGCACAAAGGAGAGAUUGUGUACGCAGGAGCAGCAGACUAUGCCCUGGAGUAUUUUACAGACCUCGGGUAUCAAAUUGAGCCUUUCAACAACCCUGCAGACUUCUUCAUGGACAUCACAAACGGAGAGGCAAAGUCCAUAAAACAAUCACAGGCUGCAGAGGAGGACAAAGAUGGGUUGGCGCUGAAGUUUCGUGAGUCCCGCCUGUACCAGAACGUGAUGCAGGAGCUGGACCACGUCUAUCAGGGCAUCGAUGAUGGGGGCAACAGGAAAGAAGAGGCAGCCGGCUACGUCACAUCCUUCUUUUAUCAGAUGCGUGUGGUGUGUCAAAGGACGGUGCUGAACCUUUUAAGGAAUCCACAGACCUCCUACGCCCAGCUGGCUCUCAAUAUAUUUUUUGCCAUUCUGGUGGGGCUCAUUUACUACCAGAUGCCUCUGACGCUGCCCGAGGGUUUGCAGAACAGAAGUGGAGCUUUCUUCUUUCUCAUCAUAAACAUGGUGUUUGGGAAUCUCUCUGCUGUUGAACUCUUUAUCAACGAAAGGGUAAUCUUCAUCCAUGAGAACUCCAGUGGCUACUACAGAACAUCUGUCUAUUUCCUGUCCAAGAUCUUCGCUGAUCUCCUCCCCAACCGCAUCAUCCCCAUCGUCGUAUUUUCAGCCAUCGCCUACUACAUGAUGGGGUUGAAGCCUGACUUUGUGGCCUUCCUCUGCUUCGCUCUGACUAUGUCUCUGGUCAGCCUGGCAGGAGUUGGCCUUGCAUUCCUGGUCUCUGCCAGCGUAUCUACAUUUGCAAUGGCUAACAUCCUGAUUGCCCUGCCCUUUGUCUUCAUGAUGGUCUUUGGUGGCUUUCUUGUCAAUCUCAACUCCAUGCUGAGCUGGUUGUCCUGGUUGAAAUGGAUCAGUAUAUUCAGUUAUGGACUAAAUGCUGUAUACAUCAACGAGAUGAAAGGCCAGGUUUUCUACAGCAACAACACCAUCUUCCCAGGGGAGGAAUUUCUGCGCAUCAUGGACAUCGACUACUCCCCGUGGGGCUUCUGGCAGAACGAGGUGGCUCUGCUGGGAAUCAUUGCUGUCUGCAUGACGCUGGCCUAUGUGCAGCUGCUGCGAAUCAACCGUUGGAAGUGACACCGACCCAUCUGUUAAUGCUUUGAUGAUUAACCGUUCAUGUUUUAUUGCAUUCUUUUAAUUUAUUUAAGAGAUGGAGGAAAAUGUCGUAAAGUUUAGUGCUUGCUUUUCUCCUUGUGCUGUUAAAAAACUUCCAGAAAAAAAUGGAGAUGUUUGUUUGACAGCACACGUGGAAUCUCACACCGAGUGACGCACUCGCACCAAACACACGUGCUGUAACAUUUGACUCUCUGGCUGAUAAGCUGCUACUUAGCACACUCAACACGGGCACGAGGGAGUGUCUGACAAGAGGCGAGCCAGCAUCUAAUUCCUCACAAAGCUACUUACAGUGAGUGAGCUAACAUUAGCUGCAAGGAAGAAAAUAUACACAUAAUCCACAAUUUUUAAUUUUUUUUUUGCAUGUGAAAACCGUGAGCGCUCCAAGCUCUUUAGAGAACGCUUUGGAGAAACAAGGUGCGCUGUUUGCAGAUUUUUUUGAAACACAUGACUGGCCUAAGGUGCAAAAUUUGGAAUUGCCUAGAGGUUCCUCCUGGCCCCAAAAACCUUGAAUUCACCGGAAAUAUUUACAAAGGCAGGAACUGUACAUGUGCUAAGAGAAACUAUGGAAAAUGUUUGACCGCUAUAUUUAAAGUCAGAAUAUAAAUCUAAUUAAAUAAUGUCUGCUGCCUUUUUUCUGGGUUGGAGUAACAUUUCAUGCUCAGUGUUUGUGUUGAAAUAGAUCAGCGACUAACAUACUAGAAAAAUUACUAAAGAAAUCUUUUCAGUGCCAGCCUCAGCCUCAUGGUGUGUACUUCCCAACAGCAUAAUGAACAUUUGUUGUCUAGUUUCUGUUUUGAUGUUUAAAGCCUGAUUUGAGUAUGGAACAUAUCUGUAUGAUAACUGAAAAA